This is a messenger RNA of Branchiostoma belcheri (Belcher's lancelet), 3882 nucleotides long. RefSeq names its product cartilage intermediate layer protein 1-like. The record is from RefSeq and is a predicted model, not a curated record. Bases 1 to 3882 code for a protein of 1293 amino acids. The transcript is spliced from 9 exons. NCBI's taxonomy places the organism in Eukaryota, Metazoa, Chordata, Leptocardii, Amphioxiformes, Branchiostomatidae.
AUGGAAGAAAGCGACGAGAAGAAGGCAGAAGAUAUGGAGCAGCAGGUGGAGAGAUCAGAAGAAAAGGACUCUGAACUGAUGCAGCAGAAAACCGAGGAGAGUAGAGAAGAGAGAAAGGAGAAGAAAAAGAAGAAGAAACGGAAGAUGAAGAAGAACAACCAGGUUGCCUCUGAGACACCAAUCCCAUCACCUGCCGUAUACGUACUUCCGCCCAUUCGUGCUCCUGGAGAGAGCUCGAGGAUGCUGGCCAUGGGAGGUCCGGCGGGCAGGACACCGCUGGAGCCGCUGACAGAACCCAAUAAUCAAGGCACGGCCAACGCAAAUUUAGGAGAACAGACGUACAUCAACGAGGAUCGGAUCGAGAUGGAAAUGUUCAGGACGGACCACAGAGAGCUCCCGUUUCACAGCAAGGGGGCAUCGAGUAAUCGUUAUGGGACUUCUGCUCCUACAUCCGCGAGAAAACCCUGGACGAAGCGCCCUGCCUUCAUCUCUGCCCUGAUUUUUGCGUGUCUCGCCGUGGCAGGGAUGGUGGUCGGUGUGCUGGUGGUCACGGGUGUGAUCAACACUGGAGGACCACUGUCUUCUGGUAACUUACACGGCACCAAUACGACAUCAGACACCACCCCACAACCCCGCCCAUUGGUCAUAAUGGUGGAUGGAAGUUGGACAACUUGGACGGCAUGGCAAGCCUGUGACGUCACCUGUGGCGGUGGAGUACAGCGCAGGACUCGGGCGUGCACCAACCCUCCACCGGCGGACGGGGGGCUCGACUGUGCCGGCCGCGACGAGCAGGCCAGGCCCUGUAGUGACUGGAAAUGUCCCAACUGUUCCCGCGUCUGCACAGUCGGUACGUUAAACGCCGCCUGUGACGCCUGCAUGUGUGACAACCACGUCCUGGACGGCAGUGUGACGGACACCAGAAACGCUCCACUGGAUGGUGCAGAGAUCUACCUCGCCGAGAAGCCGUGGGAAGUCGCCUCUACGACCAACUCAACUGGCCGCUUCGCCCUGGCCGGAGCCUGCUCACAGGGCACUCUCAUCCUGGUCAGGAGAGGGGGAUACUUCGAGGAGUACGCCAACUCUACUCAACUGGGCAACGAGACAUCUUCUGUUGCAGUGAAGAUGAGGGUCAUGGGGCCACCGGUCAUGGAAGAGAAUCCAGUACGAAAGGUCCGGCUUGUCAGACAGGACGUGACGUUUUGCUGCAGAGCCCGUGGAACACCGAUGCCUUCUUACUAUGAAUGGUUCAAAGACGACCGUGUGCUGGACGAGGACGUGUACCGGUACAACGAGACCCUAACUCUGUACGACCUACAGGAGGAAGACUCGGGGGUCUACAAGUGCCGGGCCAACAGCGACGCGGGGGCCAAGUACUCAAAAGGGGCGCUGCUCACUGUUUAUGAUAACGGCACACCAAUGUGCGACUCGACGCCGGCCAACAAGCUUAUCGACCUUCCCAACGACUGUGUCCAGCCAGACACCAGCACGGCCAGGUACGACAUCGGGACCUGCUCACGGCAAAAGUGUGCGGGGGACCUGGGCGGCGACGACAAGAGCUGUCUGGACAACAAGAAGUUCUGCUGUUCACCGGUAGCGUCAGCAACUCGCACAGUACAGUGCAGUGAUUAUAGUUUGGAUGUAACUGUAACGACAAGUUGUGGGUGUGGGGAAUGUGUAGAACUAACGAAAAGGGUUAGUGGUCGAGCUUUUGGCAUGCAGAAUGGUACAGAGAUACCUCUAGACCAAGGUGACAUUAUAAUGGACGGCGAAAUUCAGGGCUAUACAAGUCAGACAGGUGAAUUCGAGCUGAAUGUACCACUGACAGUUGAUCAGGUGACUGUCACAUUUAAGGAUUUUUACAAAAGCUUAGUCACGACAACAAAAGUUCUGCCCGUUGAAGAAGGCAUUGAGCCGUACUACACAGUAAGGAUGCAGGUCCGGCCGCCAGCCAUCCCCCUUAACGCUUCCGAAACCAAUACCAUAAGCCUUGGCACCCUGCCGGGUCAGCCCCCGGUAGCAGAAGUAGACAUCCCUCCUAACUCUUUCUUUACCGAGAAUGGCGAUCCUUACACAGGCACAGUUCAGGCUAGUGUGGGUUUUAUAGACCCCAGAAACCCCGACGACUUUGACGCCAUUCAGAGCGAUCUGACCACAGUUGAUGAGGAGGGGACCCAGCAGGCUUUGCGCACUUUUGGCAUGUUUUCUAUGGACUUUGAAGAUGAUGUAGGAAACCCUGUAGUUAUGGGAGGGAAGAUGACGAUGCAAAUAGAUCCUCAACAGGUCAACAUCGAUCCAGGUGAUGUUGACGAAAAUGGAAACCUGAAUUGCAAGUUGUGGUCCAUGAACCCCAGGUCUGGGGAGUGGGAGUUGGUGGGUAAUCUGAGGACAGGGACGGCAUCAAGGAGGGGGAAACGACAAGAGACGUUUAUCAUAGGCGAAUUUGAAUAUCAAGGGUACCCAAUCAACUGUGACAAACGUGAGACUACGGAUAGGAGAUGUUGGGUCAAAGUCAGAGUGUACAAAGACGAAGAUGCAGCUAAAAACGCAAAAGAAAGUGACCAAGAACGUGGAGCACAAGCAAUAGUACUCACCGUAGACACACCUGAUUACACCUCGAGCUGGUGGGGUUCGAGUAGCGGUUUAAGUCGGUAUCAGACCCUAACAGUAGGUGCUAACGGCGCGUGUGUAGAGACGUUCUGUGAGCCCACCGGGAGGGAGUUUAACGCGUCCGUACUGGUUAGUCACGGAAACCGUACGCUGAAACCCCUAAACGUUAGGGAUCAGCCCCAUCCCACAAAAUGGCCCACUGACCUAGAGAACAGUGUGGAACAUAACGAUGAUCCCCGGUUCCCGAUCAUCUCGUUUGAUGUGUUCAAACCGACCGCAUCAGACAAUGGUCCUCUCUACACACAGCAGUCCCUGUGUAACGCUGCACCCAUUGAACAUAAUCACAUUGCUUUCUACAACACAGAAUACGAACCUUACAUCUUCCCUCCUUAUGUCUUUGAUGAGGCACAGUACAAUGAACCCAUCAACGAGCUAUCCUGGUAUAACAGGGAAGACAGUAACAAGACUGUGUGCUUCAUCAAAGUUAAGGUUAGUUUCAACAGACCAAACGGUAAAGUAGAAAUCCGUACAAAAAGCGAGGGAGGGGGAGGUUACCCUGACAAUACCGGGAAAGUUUACGGGAUUCGGGAUGACGAAAUCGACUUAGGGAAUAGCUCAACCGGUUUCGGUUGUCUGGAGUUUAAGUGUCCCGGUCCGGUCAUGACCAGUCCGGGAGACGGCAUGCCCCCCCGUCGGCUCCAUGGUAACCCAGAGGACACUGUACUGCUGACUGUGCAGGCUAAAACUGCAAGGUGUUAUUACCAACGUAGCAACAAUCUCUUUAGAACUGCUUAUGAUUAUAGGGACAGUAAAGCUGCAAAUUUUACAACAAAUCCUGUCACAGGUACCACAGAUGAUACCUCUGGUACCACUACCAAUACUACCACUGCUAGGGCUACUGCUACAAAUCCUACCACAGAUUACACUGCUGCGACUUACGAAACUACAGAUACCCCUGCUAGUCCUACUGCGUACAGAUCUACUCUUUACACGGGACCUACCUGGCCAUGGCAGUGGACGUUUCCCAAUAGACCUAACGGAAUCAGCCCUGCCACGUAUACAGGUAUAGAGUUCGUGAGCGCAGGGAACAACCAUGUGAAAAUAAGGCUCCCUACAGGAACCGACUUUAGCGGCGUACCAGGCAUAUACAUGAAACAGGGUGAGAAGAAGGUUGGGUACAACGCCGCUCACGAGUACUGUAUGAAGGGCACCGAAACACCUGGUGCACCUGAUAGUAUGGUAAACUGGGGAGUAGAGUUCUACUGCCUUUCCUAG